Molecule: messenger RNA, 1549 nt
Organism: Austrofundulus limnaeus
Lineage: Eukaryota; Metazoa; Chordata; Actinopteri; Cyprinodontiformes; Rivulidae
Exons: 5
Coding region: 40-1236 (398 amino acids)
Molecular function (GO): protein binding
Source: RefSeq, a predicted model, not a curated record
UCCCAUCUGUGCUGCAAACUUUGCAAACUGAGCAUCAGAAUGAUGACAGGGAUUACUCUGACUCUUCUGUUUCUGGUGUUUCCUCUUCAUAACACAGAAGAAUAUGUUGUCAAUGAGCUGUACACUCUUAUAGAAAAAGGUCAGGGCGGCUUUGUGGACCCUGCCAUGACAAAUCAGACCAGGAUUGUGGUGAAAGAGCCCACACUGCCCAUCAAUGAGCUCCUGGAGAAAAGCAGCAAGACUAGUGAGUCCAAAUUAAACUUCCACCCUCUGCCCUCUUCGGUGUGGCCGAAACACACCAACCUGGCGCCGGUCCUUCGCCACCACAACAAGAGGAAAAAGGCCCACAAGAGUGACCGUUUGAUGGAGCACAACAACGAGAAAAGCAUGGGGGAAGCCGUCGGCCUGCUCCCUAAAACCCAGCAGACCGGAGCUGCAAGCGCCAGCACCAAUCGCACAUCCCAGAGAGCCAACCAGGACAUCCAGACCCCCGUCGGCCCACCUCAGCAGACCGAGUCAGAGGGACACCCCAACUCCAAACCCAGGGCUCCGGUUCAGACACAGACCCAGUCUCAGCCGCAGCAAACAGCUGCUUCCACGCACCGGGAUCCCCCCAACCGAAGACAGGACCCAGAGGAGAACCGGCCAGGGAAGUCCAGCCUCUAUCAGUCUGGACUCAACACGGCGACCUGGAACAACAGCCGCCCACCGGUCUUCUUCAACCGCCGCUCCUCCAGUCUGAUUUACCAGUUUGACAUCCUGAGGCGAGAGGCUGACUACACACACGAUGCUUUCUGCAUGAGUGAGUGCAGGAAGGAGAAGGAUGAGAAGGAAUAUUACUGCUACAGUGAGUUUGCUGUCAAUGGCAUCGUCCACGACAUCGACGUUUUACGUAAAGGAGCACGGCUGAUAACGCUGAUGGUCAGUAGCGACGGCUUCUACAAAAUGAGUCGUCUGUAUGUGACCCCGGAAACCUUCUUCUUUAAAGUUCGCCUCCUGGUCUUGGAUACCUACAAGUGCAGCAAGCCCUGCCCUGAUAUCAAACUUGGUAACAGAUACAUGGUCAUGGGUCAGAUCUACCACCGGAGGCGCCACCUUCCCAGUGACCUCCUGAACCUGCUGGGCGGCAAGCUGAAGUCUGGAGAUGGCUUCUUGCGAAGCAACAACUACGUCAAAAGGUUCAACAAACGGAGACACCAGAAAGCUCUGGAGGCCACCCGCUCCCGAUGUAGAUGAACCAGAGAAAAAGACUUUCGUCCCCUGCUGCAGGACAAGAGACAUUGCAGCUGAUGUUAAUGGGCCUUAACUAACCCCACAGUAUUGGUCAAGACAGAGGACAUGUUCAAUAAGGACAUGGAUGUGUUCUCAUAAUAAGACUGUUGCCAUGUAUCACAGCAUUGACUCAUCUUUUAUCUCUUAAGUUCCCAAAUUACCAGACUGUAGCCUAUUUUGCUACAAGCAGCUUCUGCAAACUGGAUGUCUGUUAUUUCAACAUUUGGAGCUCCAAUUUUGAAUGUUUUUGCUGAAUAUAUCAACGCCUCUCAAACUC